AUGAGCUUCCUGCUUCUGCUAAACUGGCUUGGGGUACUUGUGUCUUUCCCUGGACUCACCCAAGCUGAGCAUCAUUCAAAUCACAACCCCCCAGAGGUGGUCAUCCCUUUGAAGGUAACCAGCAGUGCCAGAAGCAAAAAGCCUUCAGGCUGGCUCUCCUACAGCCUGCGCUUUGGGGGCCAUAGACACAUUGUCCACAUGAAAGUCAAGAAGUUCUUGCUGUCCAAACAUCCCACACUGUUCACCUACACAGAGCAGGGUGCUCUCUUAGAGGACGAGCCUUUUGUGCAGAAUGACUGCUAUUAUCACGGCUUUGUGGAGGGGGACCCAGAAUCCCUGGUUGCUCUCAGCACCUGCUUUGGAGGCUUUAAAGGAAUGUUACACAUAAACAACGUCGCUUAUGAAAUCAUGCCCGUGGUGUUCUCUACCACGUUUGAACAUCUGGUAUACGAGAUGGAAAGUGAGGAAACACAAUCCCGUACUUUGAGAUCUGGCAUCAUACAAGACGAAAUAAUGGGUCAAGAGCUUGAUGAUUCCACUCUGAAGCAAAGUGAUUAUGUUGGAUGGUGGGUUCAUUAUAGGACAGCUGAAAUUGUACUGGUGAUUGAUUCUUCUCUAUAUGAUUUUUAUGAAAGGAAUAGCUCAACAUUGAUCGGCGAUCUAUAUGUGAUUUCAAAUGUAGCAGAUUCCAUUUAUGAUGUAUUCGGGAUUAGACUGAUGCUUUUUUCUAUGGAAAUCUGGAAUGAUGAUGAUAAGAUUGUAGUUGAUGAUGUAAGAAAAACUAUUACCUUUUUUUGCAAUUGGAAACAUCUAAACAUGUAUAACCGGCAAAAACACGAUAUGGCAAUGCUUUUCAUAAACAAGAACUUAAGAGGAUUAAGUGGUCUAGGGUUAGUUGCAGGAAUGUGUGUACCUUAUAAGAGCUGUGGAGUUGUUACCUUCUUUAAGAGAAGCCUGUCACUUUGUGCAAUUGCGAUGGCCCAUCAUAUAGGACAUAGUUUGGGCAUGACCCAUGAUGAUUAUCCAUGUGCAUGUGGGAAACCUAAAUGUAUAAUGCAUUUUGAUAAUCCACCAACACCUAAAUUUAGCAACUGUAGCUAUCAACAGUUCUGGUGGUACACCGUGGAAAGGACAACAUGCUUGCUGGAACAUGAGUAUACAACGGACAUCUUUAAUUGGACACGUUGUGGAAAUGGUAUUAUUGAAGCAGAAGAACAAUGUGACUGUGGAACUUUACAGCGUUGUCAAAAAGAUCCAUGUUGUAUGCCAAAUUGUACUUUAACUUCUGGGUCUGUUUGUUCUUCUGGACUCUGCUGCAAAAACUGCCAGUUCUUACCAUUAGGUUCGGUGUGUAGAAAGGAGGCCAAUCUAUGUGAUCUUCCAGAAUGGUGCAAUGGAACUUCCCAUAAGUGCCCAGAUGAUGUGUAUGUGGAAGAUGGAAUUCCCUGUAAUGACACAUCUUACUGUUAUGAAAAAAGAUGCAGUGAUCGUACUUUACAGUGUAAGAGUAUUUUUGGUGAUGAAGCGAAAAAUGCCAAUCUGACUUGCUACAAAGAACUGAACGCCCAAGGUACUCGUUUUGGAAAUUGUGGCACCAGUGGCGUUGUAUAUAACAAAUGCAACACAUCUGAUGUCCUGUGUGGAAGACUUCAGUGUGAUAAUGUGAAACAAGUUCCACAACUGAGUGAGCAUACAACUGCACAUUGGACUCAUUACGAUGACGUAACCUGCUGGGGUACUGAUUAUCACUUUGGAAUGAUUACACCUGAUGUUGGUGACGUGAAAGAUGGCACAGAGUGUGGUGUAGAGCAUCUCUGUAUCCACAGGAAAUGCAUCCAUAUAUCUGCUCUGGAUAGCAAUUGUUCACCUAAAUUCUGUAACAUGAGGGGCAUCUGCAACAAUAAGCAUCACUGUCAUUGCAACUAUUUGUGGGAUCCACCCAACUGUGUGACAGAAGGACAUGGAGGUAGUAUUGACAGUGGCCCACCCCCAAGGAGAGAGAGGGAGAAAAAGUUUUGUUUCUUGUGCCUAAUUUUGCUUAUUCUUUUAAUUUUUUUCUUAUGUUGUAUUUGUUGUCUUUGUAUGAGAAAGAGAAAAGAGCAAAAGGGUCGGAAGCCUCAGCCAGCCACACCUGUUCCUACCCCUGUGAAAUUCUCAAGUCAACCUAUGACACCAAAAUCAUCACUGAAAUCUCCAGCUGGAAGCAUAAGAAGUUUAAGAUAAUAAAAACAGUCCCAAUAUGUUUUGCUUAUUCUUCCUUGUUUUAAUUAAUUUAAAGUUUCUUUUUUUACGCAAAUU
This is a messenger RNA of Ochotona curzoniae (black-lipped pika), 2298 nucleotides long. RefSeq names its product disintegrin and metalloproteinase domain-containing protein 29-like. Gene Ontology annotation, molecular function: metalloendopeptidase activity. The transcript has a single exon. The coding region runs from base 1 to 2223 and encodes 740 amino acids. The record is from RefSeq and is a predicted model, not a curated record. Lineage: Eukaryota; Metazoa; Chordata; Mammalia; Lagomorpha; Ochotonidae. Gene Ontology annotation, biological process: proteolysis; male gonad development. Gene Ontology annotation, cellular component: sperm head plasma membrane; plasma membrane; external side of plasma membrane.